Molecule: messenger RNA, 1286 nt
Organism: Andrographis paniculata
Lineage: Eukaryota; Viridiplantae; Streptophyta; Magnoliopsida; Lamiales; Acanthaceae
Product: protein yippee-like At4g27745
Exons: 3
Coding region: 626-1063 (145 amino acids)
Source: RefSeq, a predicted model, not a curated record
UAAAAACAGAAGUGUGCCAUUACUAAGAGGAAGGAAGAAUUAACUCAAAAAAUCAAUUCAAGAAAAUGGGUGUGGGCUUCUGCAGAGAAACAAAAUCCGCACUCCUUCAGGAAAUCGGGGUGUCACUUCCACUAUGAAACGACAAAAUUAGCAUUUUCGUGCCGUUUCCGAGCAAGGAAUCAUGCUUCAAUGGCGGCAGUUAAUACGUGCGCAGUUCUUUUCUAUUAUUAUUUGCUCGCUGUAGACUGCUGUGAGUAGAACUCGUCCUGUCCUUUUCGAAACCAAUCGAUUGAUUAAUACAUCGGUGAAUUCUGAUUUCUUGGGCGCUUGUAUUUACCUAAUCUUACAAUCCGAUUAGGCGUAGUUUUGGAAUCAACAGAUACGGUUGCUUUCGUGUUAUGUUGCAGAAUUGAGCACAGCGAUCGAUUCCUUUAAGGUGAAGAACACCGUCUGUAUACGGUUUCAUUUGCAAUAUUUUCCCUAAUAAAUUGUUGUGCCUCAAUUUUGUCGAUCGACGAGGCGUUUUACAGUUUAUAUUCCAGUUUUUGGCAUUUUUUGCAUAGAAAUUUGUGUGUUUUGAUGCAGUGAUUUUGGACGAUCUGUGAGCUUGCUAUGAUGUUUGCUAAUGGCGGAAGUUUGGUUAUAUAUUAUCCUUAAAUUAUAUUCAAACUUGUUGGGGCAUUUUAAUUCCUGUUUUCUGAUACCGGUUAGGUUUUCUGUGCUCCGAGAUAUUGAUCGAUCAAUGGGUGAAUUUGUUGGCCCUCGUUUGUACUGCUGCUACAAAUGCCGGAACCAUGUUUCUCUUCAUGACGACAUAAUCUCUAAGGCGUUUCAGGGAAGACAUGGCAGGGCAUUUUUAUUCUCACAUGCGAUGAACAUUGUCGUGGGAGCGAGAGAGGAUAGGAAUCUGAUGACUGGUCUCCACACAGUUGCCGACAUAAGUUGUAGGGAUUGCGGCGAAGUGCUGGGGUGGAAAUAUGAACGCGCUUAUGAUGCAUCGCAAAAAUACAAGGAGGGUAAAUUCAUUAUGGAGAAGCCAAAAAUUGUUAAGGAGAACUGGUAACUCUUGGUGCUUAGUAAUCUGAUGUACUUAUAGCCAUUCAAGUAUUCCACACCAUUUGUUGAAAGUGUCCAUUUUGUACAGUCAUGUGAAAUUCAUGAUAAAAACUUUGUUGUCGUCUAUAUUUCUCAUGUACUUGUCUUUAAGCCUUCGUUAGGGUUGUCUUUAGUCGUGUUUUUCGCUGAAUUUAUAGUAGAAAUUGCGUUGGUUUACUAAUUGGGAUCGC